This is a messenger RNA of Cyprinodon variegatus (sheepshead minnow), 745 nucleotides long. RefSeq names its product zinc finger, HIT-type containing 3 (gene znhit3). Bases 216 to 644 code for a protein of 142 amino acids. Lineage: Eukaryota; Metazoa; Chordata; Actinopteri; Cyprinodontiformes; Cyprinodontidae. Gene Ontology annotation, molecular function: protein binding. The record is from RefSeq and is a predicted model, not a curated record. Gene Ontology annotation, cellular component: nucleus; pre-snoRNP complex. The transcript has 5 exons. Gene Ontology annotation, biological process: box C/D snoRNP assembly; maturation of LSU-rRNA from tricistronic rRNA transcript (SSU-rRNA, 5.8S rRNA, LSU-rRNA); snoRNA localization.
AUUUGUUCUAUGUUUCCAAUAUAUAAUCCAAAUAUAACGAAUAUUUUUUAGCAUGAAAAAUAUCAAGCUCGAUAUUUUUCUGCAGCGGAAACUGAUGCUUUUAUUGUGAAAGGUACACCUCUCAACCGGAAACUAUAAUUUCCAUUCUCUGGCGUACUGAAAGAAAUUAAUCUCGCACUUUUCUGGUUUUCUGAGAGCCGUAUCCGUCUGGAACAAUGCAGAUAUGCAGCGUGUGCAGCGAACAAACCCCAAAAUACAGAUGUCCAAGCUGCAGAAUACGAUAUUGUUCACUGGGCUGUUACAAGAAGCACAAAGACACCUGCCUUCCUGCUGAGAAACCGGCUUCACAAAGUCCUGCAUCUAAAGAUGCUGCUGGAUCUGAGCCUUGGAGUGUGGAAGAUCUUCUGCAAGAAGACGACAUCAUUGACAAAGUGCCACUACAGAGACUUCAGUCACUAAGUCAAUCCACAGAGCUGAGAGAUCUUCUCUGCAACCCCCACCUAAGACAGCUGCUGCGCUCCGUUGACGACGCAGAAAGCAAAGACGCUGCGAUUAAAGCCGCCAUGCAGGAACCUCUGUUUGUGGAGUUUGCAGACGAGUGUUUAAAAGUUGUGGAAAAUGAAGGAAAUGCAUUAACUGACUGAUUAAUAAAAAGUGUCCAAAAUUUCUUAUAUAUCUUCUUUGUACCUGCCAUAGCUGCUCUCAAUGUAAUUAUAGUGCAACAGUAUGUAUAUAAUGUUCAAAU